CCACACUGCGAAGGUAAGUGAUACUCUUGAGUUGGACACGCGCACCUGCAGUCAGGAGGCGGAAGCCGGAGAGAGGAUCCUGAGUUUCAGCUCGCCUGAGCUACGUACACAGCGUGACGUAAUCUCAACUAAUGACCACAAUGACUUGCUUUACUUGUAGAUAAAGAAAAAUGAAAGUGGUGCUUCUGAUGGCUUUCCUUGUGCUCACGGCUCACUGUGUACCAGUAUCAAGAUUCCCUGGCAGGAUUGUCUUCUACUGUCCUUUCUUCAACUGGAUGCAAUGCCAGAGGUUCUACGAAUUCUUAAGACUCUGCAGGAAGCCACCAGUGAACAGAAGAACUACCAUGGUUCCAUCAUUUAGGACCACAACAGAAGCUGACCUUUCUCUAACUGGGGGCCCUCUAUCUCCUCUUACUCCUGAUAGGCGGGGAGAUACGCCAUAGUACAGUUGCUCACAGCCCAGAGAAGCCUCUUCCCCCACAGAGUGUGUAUGCUACAGUCUGAUCACACUUCCAGCUCCUGCACCACAGUGCCUCCUUCCUAUAUGACGCUUCAAUAAAA
Rattus norvegicus (Norway rat) is the source of this 561-nucleotide messenger RNA. RefSeq names its product endotoxic shock protective protein U9-ORF-like. The record is from RefSeq and is a predicted model, not a curated record. Lineage: Eukaryota; Metazoa; Chordata; Mammalia; Rodentia; Muridae.